Molecule: messenger RNA, 1226 nt
Organism: Colletotrichum phormii
Lineage: Eukaryota; Fungi; Ascomycota; Sordariomycetes; Glomerellales; Glomerellaceae
Exons: 2
Coding region: 263-991 (242 amino acids)
Source: RefSeq, a predicted model, not a curated record
UUUUUAAUGGUCUCUAAUGAUUUAUUCCUUUGUCUUAUUUAAUGAUUUAGCUUCCUUUCACCUGUGAAGACGGCGUAAGUGAGACCGCCUCUCUCUUCAGGAUCAAACUGCCUGUCAGGCAACCGCAGAAGUUCUCCCAUAAGUAUUGAAUCAGAGCUACCCAAAGCCAGAUCUGGUUAUCAUCUCCCACACCUCUCUCACCCAUUGACACUGCAAUCGCCCACAAACACUCUGCUCUCACAUUUACUUAUUCGCAUUGACGAUGUGGUCACCCGCCGACAAACCUUCUCCUCAAUCGGCCCUCAACAAGGUCAACACGUCGAAGAUGUCGUCCGCCUCAGACCAGCCUCCUUCUGAGGAGGCUGAAUCAACUCCUAUCGGGGAGCACUCCAGAGCCACCGUGAAAAUUUCUACAAGAGUCGCCGUUCAGCUCAAGAACGAAUGGAACGAAGCCGGGGCCAAGUUCGCCUUCCUCGUCCACCCUACCACAAAGCCCUUCCGUCUCCUCAAGUCAGGCACCACAGCCCUUGUCAACCUGAACCAGAAGUCCGAAGGCCCAUUGGACAACCCCCUCAUCACCAUCCAGCCCGUUCAGCAUACCGAGACCGGCCUUACCUACGUGCUUCCCUGGGUCGAUGCCGGGGUCGACGUCCCGGCCCAGUUCCUCCGCAUUGGCGUUCGCAUUGUCAAGGAUUUUGGACCCGGUGUUCCGGAGUUUGACAACAUGGCGCCCAAGAUUAGCACCAUGACUAACACCAAGACCAACACCAAUACCCCUCAGUCCGAGAACGAGUCUUUCAAGGCUGGGGAUAUGGCUGUCUGCGACCACUUUGCCAUUGACGUGCCCGAUAUUCUCUUGAUCAAGAAGCUUGGCAUCAGCCCUACUAAAUAUUCGGGGGGCUAUUACAUAUCUGGCGUCGAACAAGCUAUUCCUCGCGACUUUGUCGAGUAUGGCUUGCAGAUGGGCGGUCCUGUGACUGUCAAGAACUAGUUCAGUGCUUGGUAAUAGGUCAGUAUUGACAUUCUCGAUGUGUACCAUGGCUUAAUCUGCAACCCGAGACUCGAUCAGGGGCACGACCGGGGAGGAAGUUGCGCCGAAGUGUGGUUAACCAGGAGCGUGGAGGAGGCAUAGACAGUCACACUGAUGGAAGGUGCAGAUGACGAACGGAGAUAGACCUGAUUAACUUGGUAGCACAUUUGCGAAUAUACAUGUGGUCGUCUCUGGG